Populus euphratica (Euphrates poplar) is the source of this 1275-nucleotide messenger RNA. RefSeq names its product DDRGK domain protein. The record is from RefSeq and is a predicted model, not a curated record. Lineage: Eukaryota; Viridiplantae; Streptophyta; Magnoliopsida; Malpighiales; Salicaceae. The transcript has 8 exons. Bases 77 to 973 code for a protein of 298 amino acids. Gene Ontology annotation, molecular function: ubiquitin-like protein ligase binding.
CAAAAGGUCUGUUUGGUUGUCGAGAAAAUUUUUAAUCUUUAGGGAAAAAAAAUUUGAAUCGUAAUUUGAUAAAACAAUGGAAGAAUUAUUUGUUUUGAUUCUCUCAAUGCUUCUUGUCGUCGGUUUAAUACCGUUAUAUCUAUGGAAACGCCGUCAAGAUCGAUCGCAAGACGAACCGCAACAACAAGAAGAACGGCAGGUUCCGAGAGGAGAGACAGUGGCGCGUGCAACUGGUACGCGUAGAAUGCGUAGAAGACCAGCAGCUGGAGCGAGUUCAUCAAGAAAUGUUGAAGCAACUGUCGAAGAUGCUGGUGCUGAAAGUGAUGAUGAAGUUGUUGGUGGUGCUAAUCAUGAUGAUAAGGCAUCGAAGAAGGAGAAGAAACGGCAGGAGAGGGAAGCACAAAGACAGGCUGAGGAAGCGGCACAUGAUUCAAGGCUCACCAAACAAGACCGUUAUGCAGAAAUGAGGAGGAGGAAGGAUGAAGAACGUGAGGCGAAAGAGCGCAUGCUAGAAGAAGAAGCCAAGGCUCGACAGGCCAAGGAGGAGGAAACUGCUGCGUUAGAGUUUGAUAAAUGGAAAGGAGAGUUUUCAGUGGAUGCUGAAGGAUCAACAGGAAAUGAUUUGCAAGAUGGAAAUCAGGAUUUGUUGUCUGAUUUUGUGGAAUACAUAAAGAAACAUAAAUGUCUUCCUUUGGAAGAUCUUGCUGCAGAAUUUAAGCUCCGAACUCAGGAAUGUAUCAACCGGAUCACCUCCUUGGAAAGUAUGGGGCGACUUUCUGGUGUCAUGGAUGAUAGAGGAAAAUACAUAUACAUCUCACAAGAAGAGAUGAGAGCUGUUGCUGACUAUAUUAAGCGGCAAGGGAGGGUUAGCAUCUCGCAUCUGGCAAGCAAGUCCAAUCAAUUCAUUGAUUUGGAGCCAAAAGCACAGUUUGUUGAGGAAAUCAGCAACGCAGAAGAACUCACUGUUGCUUGAGUUGGUGUAUUUCCUGACUUAGCGUCAUAUAGAUAGAAGAAAAUCAUGGUGCCCCAUCAACAGAAAAUAUUAGAACUUUUUCAAUUUUUUGUGAUGUAUAAAAGAGAAAAGAAAACGACCAUGAAGCAGUCAAUGUGCAGGCAGAGUGCUGUAGGUUUUACGUGGGAAAAACUCAGGAAAUGUUUCCGAGCUUAACUGGACUUGCCAAUCCUAUUUGUUUUGUUUAAACCCUUCAUAUCAGAUACGCUUGAUCGUUCUUGAAGAAUGCAUUGAUUGCUGAUGGUUGAGCUGUGUUUUUUCGA